This is a messenger RNA of Racocetra persica, 648 nucleotides long. NCBI's taxonomy places the organism in Eukaryota, Fungi, Glomeromycota, Glomeromycetes, Diversisporales, Gigasporaceae. The record is from the annotation of a GenBank genome assembly.
AUGUAUGCGUUAUCAUAUACUCUACCUGAAGAUAUUUCUAAAGUUUGUUUUAUUACCAAUGUACAGUCAUUCUUGGCUUAUGAGAAAGGUAUAAAUAAUACUACUAGCGAUGCUAUAAACAUAAGUGAUGCCACGAAUAUGAAUGAUGAUAAUAAUGAUGCUAUGAAUGAUACUGUGAGUGAUGCUGUUAGCGAUUCGAUGAACGAUACCGUGAACAAUUCGAUAAACGAUACCGUGAGCGAUUUGAUGAACAAUGCUAUGAUGAAUGAUGCUAUGUAUAAGGAUAGUAUUCAUACUAAAUUAGAUUUUAAUAUUAAAAAUUCUCCCGUACUUACUGCAUUAGAAUCACCCUUCAACUAUCGCAAAUAUAUCUCACAAAGAAAUCGAUAUGAAAUUGCAUUUUCAAUAGCCAAAACUGCUAUUAAUGUUGCUUUAGAAACUAAUAAAGAUGCAGAAUUGAUAACUAGUUCUAACGUUAUUAAACUUCGUGAUGCUUCUCGCAAAAAAAGAAUUAAAGCUGUUACAAAAUUAUCAAAAGGAAAAGCAUUAAAUGAAGUCAUGAAUAUUGUUCAAGAAGCUGAUCAUAGUGAAACAAGCUCAAGACAACAAUGCAGGUGCUUAUUAUGUAAAAAACCCGGAUAUUAUUAA